UGAGCCUUAUCCCUUCAUCACUUAUCUCCUUCAUCCCCUCCAAUCCUCAUCUGUUCGUCACCGUGGAGGAAGGCUCAGACUUUUUCACUAGUACAGCCACUAGCAGUCAGCCGGUGGAAGCUGAAACGGCUCAAAGGGGGAACACAGGUGUCUGCGAUCGGGAGCUGCACAGGUGCAGAAAAAGAGAAAAGUGUCGUUUGGUUUUUCAUCAGUAACAUCAACAAACAACUCUCGCCAUGGCAGCUGAGAAGGCUGAAAUGGAUGCACUGAAAAAGGAGUGUGAUGGCCUCCGUGCACAGAUUGAGGCGGCCCGCAAAGCUGUGAAUGACGGCAGCAUGUCUGCAGCAGCAUCAGGGGUGGCCUCAGUGGGUCGGGUCCAGCUGAAGCUCAGGAAGACACUCAAGGGUCACCUGGCUAAAAUCUAUGCCAUGCACUGGUCAGCUGACUCCAGGCAGAUGGUCAGUGCAUCACAGGAUGGAAAGCUGCUCAUCUGGGACUGUUUCACAGGGAACAAGUUGGUUGCUGUUCCACUGAAGUCUGCUUGGGUGAUGAGUGUCGCCUUCGCCCCUUCUGGUAACCUGGUGGCCAGCGGUGGUCUGGACAACAUCUGCACAGUUUACAACAUCAAGGCGGCCAGCCCCAAAACCCUCAGAGAGCUGGACGCACACACAGGUUACCUGUCUUGCUGCCGUUUCCUUAGCGAUACUGAGAUCCUGACAGCCUCCGGUGACACCACCUGCUGUCUGUGGGACCUGGAGACCGGCAAGCAGAAGGUCAUCUUCACCAACCACAUUGGGGACUGCAUGUCGCUGGCUCUCUCCCCCGACAUGAACACCUUCAUCUCUGGAGCCUGUGACUCUCUGGCCAAGCUGUGGGAUCUGAGGGAAGGCGCCUGCAAGCAGACUUUCUCCGGACACACCAGCGACAUUAAUGCCAUUUCUUUCUUCCAAAGUGGUAAUGCCAUCAUCACAGGCUCCGAUGACUGCCAAUGCAAGAUGUACGACCUGCGCUCCGACCAGGAGGUGAUUUGCUACCAGGACGCCAGCCUGAACGCCGGGGUCACAUCUCUGGCUCUCUCCAGCUCAGGCCGCCUUAUCUUUGCAGGUUACGAUGACUUCAACUGCCACAUCUGGGACUCACUGAAGGGAGAGAAAGUCGGCGUGCUCUCCGGUCAUGACAACAGGGUGAGCUGCACCGGCGUCCCUGAUGACGGUAUGGGCGUCUGCACAGGAUCCUGGGACAGCUUCCUCAAACUGUGGAACUGAGGCGUCCCUGCAGAGAAUAACACCAGGAGACGAAGAAGAAACGGAGCAGGACGAGAGGAGAGGAAAAUAGUGGCAGAGAAGUGAGGCUGGAGAUUUGGUGCAGAUAUUUGACCUUCCUCUCUUUCUUUUUCCCGCUCUGCUUCUUCCUCAUACAUGUAUGCAAAUUUUAAAAGGUUGCGAAUGAGUCAUAUUGUGCAUAUGGCAUCAGUUAAACAAUGCACGAUGCAUCCCACUGCAUGUACAAGAAAGCUUUACUGUGGAUUUAUUUGCUGAAAAAAGUAAA
This is a messenger RNA of Pundamilia nyererei, 1548 nucleotides long. RefSeq names its product guanine nucleotide binding protein (G protein), beta polypeptide 3b (gene gnb3b). The record is from RefSeq and is a predicted model, not a curated record. The transcript is spliced from 9 exons. The coding region runs from base 237 to 1265 and encodes 342 amino acids. Gene Ontology annotation, molecular function: protein binding. NCBI's taxonomy places the organism in Eukaryota, Metazoa, Chordata, Actinopteri, Cichliformes, Cichlidae. Gene Ontology annotation, biological process: signal transduction.